Molecule: messenger RNA, 1784 nt
Organism: Amphimedon queenslandica
Lineage: Eukaryota; Metazoa; Porifera; Demospongiae; Haplosclerida; Niphatidae
Product: diacylglycerol kinase epsilon-like
Exons: 9
Coding region: 16-1674 (552 amino acids)
Biological process (GO): phospholipase C-activating G protein-coupled receptor signaling pathway
Cellular component (GO): membrane
Molecular function (GO): ATP-dependent diacylglycerol kinase activity
Source: RefSeq, a predicted model, not a curated record
UCACCUCAUCUCACAAUGGAGCCUCCUAACAUUGUCGGAGAGACAUCAAAAACUCACUCGAAAAACAUGAUGGGCCCUUUCCACUGGGUCUUCCUUUCCGUAUUACUCCUGACAGUGUUCUGGGUAGUACUCAAGCUCUUCAGAAGACGCCGGGCACUUUUAUUUGUCCUCAAACACGACCUGACACGGAGCCAUCGCUGGCUGGCCUCGGAUUUCCUCGACAAGCCGACCUAUUGUAACUCCUGCAUGCAGUGCUGUGCCUCUGGGAGCCUCUGUGAGGUCUGCGGGCUCUGCGUCUGCCCAGAAGAGGCUUGCUUACAAUCAGUGGCAACUUCAAGCAAGACCUGCAAACCACUCUCGACCCAACCAGGAGAAAAGACCAUGAGACACGCAUGGAUACGGGGCAACCUCCCUUUAGCCAGCAGAUGCUUCAAGUGCCUCACUCCGUGUGGAACCGUCCCUGCUCUGGCUGACUAUCGGUGUCUCUGGUGUCACAAUACAGUUCACGAGGACUGUAUCGACGAAGAGAAGGGAGAAGGAAGGAGAGAGAGAGGCGACUGUACUCUUGGUGACCACAAGAGACUGAUCAUUCCGCCUAAUUGUGUGACGCUGGAGGAGAAGCAGGGAUGGAGGAGAGGGAGGAGUAAGGUGGUCGUCAAAGAGAUAGCAGUCCCAAAUACCGACGGAUGGAAACCGCUGAUUGUAAUGGCCAAUUCUAAAAGUGGUGGGAAAGACGGGCAAGCAAUAAUGAUACAAUUAAAAAGACUCCUCAAUCCAAUCCAGGUGGUAGAUUUACUCGAGACACCGCCAGAAAGUGCUCUAGAAAUAUGUCGACUUAUACCAGAGCAGCCGACUAGACUGAUGGUCUGUGGAGGGGAUGGUACCGUAGGCUGGGUCCUGUCAGCCAUUGAUAAAGCAAACCUACCAGUUAAGCCUUGUGUUGGUAUCCUCCCCCUGGGUACUGGUAAUGAUCUGGCAAGGGUUCUAGGAUGGGGUCCAGGGUAUUCACCUGAUGAUGACGUGUCUGAAGUUUUAAGAGAAAUGGAACACGCCCAACAGACACUAAUGGAUCGUUGGAAAGUCGUCAUAGAAUCUCAAAAGAGGAAGUACCUUGGACUUCAAAGAGACGCAAAGGUACUCACCAUGAAUAAUUAUUUGGGUAUUGGCUGUGAUGCUGGAGUAGCAUUGAACUUCCACAGGCACAGAGAGAGUCGUCCUGACCUCUUCACUAGUAGAUUAAUAAAUAAAGCUUGGUAUCUUGGCUUUGGUGCUAGGGACGUCAUUGAGCAAAGCUGUAAAAACUUACCCAAUAAAAUCGAACUUUAUAUAGACGAUGUACCAGUCAAACUGCCUGACCUUGAAGGUAUCGUAAUACUAAAUAUAAACAGCUGGUCUUCCGGUUGCUCUGUAUGGAGUCCCAGUGAUGAAUGGGGCCCAUCAAGGAUUGAUGAUAAAAUGGUUGAGCUGGUUGGACUGUAUUCUUCAUUUCAUAUUGGGAAGAUACAAAUGUCAGUGGCCGAGCCUUUAAAAAUAGGACAAGCAAAAAGUGUCAAGGUUGUUUUGAAAGAGAGCGUCCCCAUUCAAGUUGAUGGCGAGCCUUGGCAGCAGAGCCCAUCAGUUAUUAGUAUCAAUCAUAAUGGACAGGCCAAUAUGUUGAAAAAAGUUUCUUCCUAAAAUGUGUUUUUUAAAAUUUCUUUUAAUGUCAUCUCCCCUCCAUGUACUCUCUCUCUCUCUCCUCCUGUAUCCUUUUAUCAUUGUCUCUCGAUAAAAAUUUUAACAAAUUA